AUGAACUAGCUAUCAAAUUAAUUAAGUGAAUAAGAUGAAAGUAGUUAAGCAUCGAAUACUUCGAUUGAGAAUCAAAACAUAAUAAAUAUAAGUCAAAACUCGGAUAGAGAAGAAAUAAAUAUAGAAGAUUAAUGCUUUAAUUCGAUCAAUUUUUAAGUUAGAAAAGGCCAAAAGGAUUCAUCUAUUGAUUUAGAAAGCAUUUAAAAUGAAGAUACUGAUUAGUAGAAGCUUAUAGAAAUUUUAUAAAAUUAGUAAUAUUUUGAAUUGAACAAAUAAAAUUUAAAGUAAUAGCUCUAUAGUGUCAAUUGCUUUAUCCCUGAAGAUGAGCUCGAGAAUGAUUUCAGUAGUAGUGAGAAAUUAGAGUAGGACAUUAAGAAGUAGAAUAAAAGCAUCAUCUCUGAAUUAACUUAAAUAAGCUUAAACGAAGUUGCUCAAGGAAACUCUAAAAAUACAGAUAUUCACGAUGAUGAUAAAAAAAAUUAAGAGGGAGAUUAAAGUUAAAAUUAAUAAAAUGCAGAGGUUCAGAAAGAAAUAGAAUGCUAUUAGCUAAGCGAAGAAUAAGUAUAGAAGUAGGAUCUAUUAAAUGAAAUCAAAUAUUUAUUAGAUAACAAUGAUUAUGCAGGCAAUAAAUAAUAAAUAGAAAAGAUGACUAGGUUAUUAGUAGAAAUUCCAUACUUUUAACAGAUUUUAACUAGCGAUGGAUAUAAAAAGGAAGAAAUUUUAAGUGUUUGCUAAAUAUUGCAAGGUUAAAAUGUGUAGUAAAAUAAUUUUUUAUUUCAUAUUAAUGAUCCAUCAGACUAUCUCUACAUCUUGUUAGAUGGAUAUAUGGCUGUUUACGUGCCAAAAAGUGAUCAUGAUGUUUAAUAAGAAAUUGAUAUUAAUUAUAACAUUGUAUUAAAUGAGAAGCUACUCAAUAAAAUGUAAGCUACAAACCACAUGCAUCAAGCAAAGCAAGAAGCAAAGAAUAAAUUAGAAAUGCUUUAUAAAUAAAGAUAAUUAUAUUUUAACAAAAAUCAUGAAGAUUUUUUGAAAUAAUCUUCAAAUAACUCUCAAAAAUAUUUCAAUUAAGAGUAGUAAAAAUGCAGAUUUAGAAGAGCAAGAGUAUUAAAACCAGGAGAUGUGUUUGGUCACACUGCAUUAGCAAUAAAAAAAAACAGAACUGCCUCAGUAAUAGCUAUGAAUAAUUGUGUUUUAGCUAAAAUACACGGAUCUUUAUAUAGCAAAUACUUUAAGAGAGAAUAUGAGAAAAGAGAGUUUUUACUUAAAUGCAUGAGGUUAUUUCUUUAGUUUCCUUAAAAAAAUGUAGACAGAAUUGAGAGCUCUCCAUUUUUAUUUAAGGAAGUGUCAUUUAAGAGGAAUGAAAUAAUCUACAAAAGAAAUGAUGAUAAAGCAUCUAAAUUUUAUUUUGUGUAUAAAGGAGGUGUUGAAAUGAUUAAGUAAGUUACAGGGUAUGAUAUUCUUAACUUUUCAAAUAGACUUGAGAAAUAGAUGUAAAAUAAAGUUAGGAAAUACACUUAAACUAAGGACUUAUGUGUUUUGAAUAUUAAUCCAGGAGAUUUUUUUGGUCAUGAAGAUAUUUUUGAUCAAUAAAAAAGAUAAUUAACUGCUCAGAGCUCAUCUAGUGAAACCAUAUUAUUUGAAAUUGAACUCUAACUACUUAAUGAGCUAGAUUCUCCUCUCAUUUUACAAAAUGUUAAAUAACUAGGAGAAUAAAGAAAAUAGAGAUGCUUAGAGAAAUUGUAGGAAAUACAGUCUUUUAAAUAGGAAAACUUGCGUUAAAAGCCUGUUUAAUCAUAAUUGCCUUAAGAUGUGCAAAGAAUAAUUAAGGAGUAAAUUGUUUAGAAAUCAUUAAAUUACUAGCUCAAAAUAGAGUAAGAUAAACGCACUUAACUAGAAAACUAAGAACACCUUCAAUUAAAAGAUUAAAAACUAAGUUUAGAAAUAGAUCCAAGCAAAAAUAAAAGAAUGAUUUUAGGUGAUGAUUCAGACUAUCAAAGAGCUAAACAAAAAAUCUAAAAAAUGCUAGAAGGUCAAUUAGGAAAACAAGAAUAAGCUGAAACUUAUUAUCAGAAAAUUUCUAGACCAAUGCAAAUUAACAAUUUUGAAAAUUGCUUAAAUUACAUUUAGACAGUGCCUUCUUUUUCAAAAUUAAAGUCAAAUCAAUUUUUGCCUUCUCUCAAAGAAAGCAUUCACAUUUUUGAAGAAGAAAAGCUUAAAAAGAAAAUUUAACAAUCGUAAAUGACUAGAAAAAUGAGUAUUGAAGAUCAUAGUUAAUCAAAGAGCAUAAAAUUUAGAUGCAAUAGUAGUAAUCUCAUUCCUAGUAAUAACCAUGCUGAAUAAGAUCAGUUAGGGUUAAAUCCUAAUUCUUAUGAUUAAUCAUAAAUAUCUUCAUUUCAUAACAAAGCUAAAAAUGGAGAAAUAAAUUAUAAAGUACUUACUCCUUUGCACAUAAAAUCAUCAUAUUAGUUAAAUUUAGAAGCUGAAUUAAUCGACUAAUCCAAAAAAAAAGCAGCAAAUAUUGAAUAUUCCACUCCAAAAAGUUUAUUUUCUAAUUAAAAUUUAUCUCCGAAACUGAAUUUACAAGAUGAAGCCCAAGAAAAAUUGGUUAUUCGUAGCAGUUUCAAUUUUUAAACAGAAAGAGUUCAAGAAUAGCAAGAUUCUAAUUAACAGGUAAACUAAAACUUAACCGGUAGAUAAAGAUAAAGUUCUUUAUACAUAAUGAAUUAAUAAGUCCAGAAAGUUAAAAAAAAUAGAUUGAUCGAUAGAUAGUUAUUUAAUAAAGAAAGUGAUGAUAAUAUCUUAAAAAGCUAGUAAAGUAGAAAAGAGCAAAAUCUUUUUUAGAAUUCAAAGAUUAGAGCACAAUCUUUAUAUGAAAAAAAAUAGAGCUCGAUAUAAAUUGAAAAGUAAGAUAAUAUUUAUAGAGAAUCUAAAUCAUUUCACUAAAAAGAAAUAUCUUCUAAUAACAGAAAUUAAUCUUUUUAGAAUAAUUUUUAUUAAAAAGGAUGUUUUUCUAGUUAGCAAAGUUAAAACUAGAAUGUUUUAUAAGAAAUUUAAAAUGAUAAAACUGAUUGUAAAAAUUCAAAAGAAAAUAAAUCUGACUUUAAUAAAUAGCACUUACUCAACAUGCUGAAAAUAAAAAUUGAUAACAAAGAUAACGAUGAAUCUAACCCUCUUAUAAUUAAGUAAUAUAAUCUACCUGCAAAUACUGUUAAUUCAAAUAAACUGAUUAAAAGCCAUUCAACAGAUAAAAAAAGAGAAAGUGAAAAUCUUAUUUAAAAAAAACUAGACUAACUACAUGCUUUGCUCUCGCCUUUAUCUAAAAAAAGUAUCACUAAAGUUAUUAAUAAAGUAUCUCAAAAGAAAAACAAAAGCUAGUUAAUGUAAGAAUAAAUAAAUAUGGGAACUUCUACUUAAGAUAUUUUUAAGUAUAAUAGUCCAAUAAUCCUAAGUCCCAUUUAUAAUGUUCAAGCUAGUACAGCAAAAAACGCUAAUAGUAAUAACAACAAUAAUGCUAAUAAAAAAUUCUUCGCAGAAGAUAGUUUCACUAUUCAAUCCUAUAAAUCAUUGAAUUCAAAUAAAGAAAUAAAGUCUAAAAUACUAAAACUUUCAGAAGCUGAUGAAAGAGUUUUGUAAAUAAGUGCUUAGUUGAGAACAGCUUCUUCUUCGUAAAGUAUCGAAAAUUAUUUAGAACCUAAAAUAAAAAACCAUAAGAUAGCUUCUUUCUAAAAGGCCUCUGAAUCUAUAAAGAGAUUUAUCAUAUCUCCUCAAAGAACUUCUUUAGAAAACUAAAAAAACAAUAAAAAAUUUACUUUUAAAAUAACAAACCAAGAAGAAGAGGAAGAAUUCUAUCAAACCAAUAAAAAAUAUGUUUAAAGUUUAAUUUUUCCCGAUUUAAAAUUUCCAGUCUACAAAAAUCAAAGCUGA
Molecule: messenger RNA, 3924 nt
Organism: Tetrahymena thermophila SB210
Lineage: Eukaryota; Ciliophora; Oligohymenophorea; Hymenostomatida; Tetrahymenidae
Product: cyclic nucleotide-binding domain protein
Exons: 5
Source: RefSeq, a predicted model, not a curated record